AUGCAGACAUUAACCAUCACGGCACUCCAGUCGACUGGAACAUCGAGCUGGAGGGUAGCAGUGUCCAGGGAAGUUUCAUUCCAAUAUGAUGCAACCGAAAGAGAUGUUCACGAUCCUUUUACCUCUGAACAAGAGCGUGAAUGCCAGUGGUAUUUAGAGGAAUAUGCGACACGCAGUCCGUUUGAGGAAGGACGAGCACGGCGCUUUUCACAAUCAAUUGAAGAAUAUGCUCAAGAUCUAUUUCGCCAGCUUGAUCUGCGAAGCGUCCUAUCGUUGCACCACUCUCCGGCAGACAGGCAGCCAGAACAUCUCACGAUCGAAAUUGCCACCCUUGCAAAUCCGAACCCAACUCUUAUCAACCAAGCAGCCUUUCAUCGGCUACAUUGGGAACUCCUGGAAACUCCUGAGCUUUGGGAUUCUUUCUUCUCAAAGGUGACAGUGGUGCGAAAAGUUCCCCCGGAUCACACCCUUACGCCAGAAGCUUCAUCGCAUACUCCGCCACGUUCUUCAAAUUUACCCGACAAGCAGACAUACAAUGUGCUUCUUGUCGUUGCGCGUGAUUUGCGGGAGCAUGACAACGAUGCACUUCCGGACUCGGUUCUAAAUGCACACCUUCGGAUGCAACCGAUCCUGGAGACUUUGACAGACAGGCCUCCACUGAGGGUUGAAGUCGUACGGCCCGGAACAUUCGCCGCUCUGGAGCAGCACUUGCGGCACGCCACUCAACUCCACGGGCCUGGAUAUUUUGACGUGGUCCACUUCGAUAUGCAUGGCAUCGUGAAAAUGGUCGCACAAGGCUCGCAAAAAAAGCUAUCCCCAAAAAGCUUCUUGAAAUUUGCUCAUCCUGACCUCAGCGGACGGCUUCAGCUUGUCUCAGCCUCGCGGGUGGCGGAGCUUCUCAAUGACCAUCAAAUCGACAGAGUCGUAUUGACGGCCUGCAAGACCGCGACAAGCGGAGACGGCAUGGACGCAAACUUGGCCAAAACAUUUGUGUCGAAGGGCAUGUCCGACGUCCUAGGCAUGUCAUUUGAAUUCCUGAGCUCUGCGACGACUACGUUUGCCGAAACGUUCUACCGCUCAAUCUGUGCUGACUUGACAUCCUUUGCUGAGGCAUCGAGCGAGGCCAGGGGAGCCCUUCGUGCCGAUGCUCAGAGAGAAGCCAGAUUUGGGAUCAUGGUCCUAGUGGUUGACUGGUAUGUCCCAGUGACCUAUGCGUCUACGGUUGAUCGUAGAUCAUCUUACCCUGUCUGCGUGUCUUCCCAGUCAAACAUACGGACCCCCGCAAGUGGAAUUGCUACGAAACCGACGCCUGAUGCGGCUUUGUUGGUUGGCCGUGAAUUCGACGUCCUUCGACUGGAGGCAAAAUUGGCAACUAAUGCUAUCGUGGCCAUGGGCGGGCGCUCAGGCACUGGAAAGUCACGCCUACUGCGGCAUCUUUCAUAUGUUUGGGAAGCUACCAGAUUUGCGGACCGAGUCCUUUACGUUGAUGCGAAAUUCGCUUCCGGUAAUGGUCAAACUCUUCUUUCAAUGGUAAUCAACAAAUUGCUCUGGUCUGGUGUUUCUUUGCCUCUUUCCGAAAGUGACGAUCGUAUCCUCUCGGAAAAUUGGGAAUUCUUCGAAAGAACGGCCCUCGACGAACGGACGUCAACAAUACUCGUCCUCGACAAUUUGGACGAUGCUCUUCGAUUGGUCGAAGCCUGCGACGCGAGUAAUAUCAACGAAACCAUCCUACCGGAUCUUCAGAAGUUGUUUAGCAUUGCGCGUCGGGCGCCGAACACUUUGAGUUCCAGGAAAAGCCUGACCAUACUGGUCUCGAGUCGUUGGAUCGCAAGCCGAUGGUGCAAUCUAUUCGAGAUCGAGCUCCCUUACUUUCUGCUCGGCGGACUCCGUCUUGCAUCGGCAUUAAAUCUUGCGCAGAAGAUUCUUGGACCUCCUGUCAGAGAAACUCCAUCCUUGAUGGCCGAACGGGUUGAUGCUUUGGAAGACAUUGUCAAUUUGCUGGACCGAUUACCAGGACCGUUAUUUGUUGUCUUGCGGCAGUUCCACAAAAUGGAAAUGCCACUGGCUGAAUACUACAACGCCCUUCUGUGCGGACGGCUUGACAGAAGACUUAAGCUCGGUUCCGAAACCGAACAAUUCGAAGUCGGAGGGAGCACGUUCCUCUCGAUGUUAACACCAGUGCUGGAGCCUCGUCUGAUGAGCAAUUGGUUUAGCAUACCGGAACCAGUGGCACUGAGGACCUUUUAUAGCUUGUCGGUCUUUUGGAACGAAGGCCCAGAAUGGCAUCGGUAUACCGAUCUGCUGGUGCAAACAGGGAUCCUCGAGGGAAUCGAACCUGCCUCGCCAACACACGAGAAGGAUUUCCUGGAGAAAACGGGAAAUAUUAUUUGGCAUCUCAAGGAUCUUGACGGACUCGAUUAUGAAGGAAGCAGUAUUACCUGGAUUCAUCCACUGCUUACGCUGAGUCUCCGGAACAUGAUUCAGGAUGCAGACCCAGCAUGCCAUUACCAUUUACAAGAUGCGCUAGGUCCAUCAAUCUGGAAAGGUCUCUUCGCGGAGCUACUCCACGGAAUGCUUCAGCGUUGGAAGGCGAAGAAUGCCGGGCACACUUCAUUCGCAGGGCUUGCGCAAUCGUCGAAGAGCGGGAGGCAAAACCUGGCCUUGUGCAUAGAGGCAUGCCUGCAUACGCCACUCCGAACCAACGAGUGGCCGCUCCAAUAUUUCAGCAGUUGGGUCUCUCUUUACCGCUAUACGAUGACUAGUCGCGAACAAUCGGACUUCUUGGCGUCUUUGAGUAGGGCGUUGCGGAAGGUGGUCAAAUUUGUGGACUCAGACGAUUCUCCUGAGCUGAGAAACUGGCACUUGAUUUGGACAAUUCUUCAUUGGAUCUAUGAAAUCGUUCGACCAAACAUCUCCUGGGAUGGCAAUCAGAAGCAGGAUGAGUUCGCCACCCGACACAUCGCCAUUGCGAAAGCGGUCUUCGCCAGAUCCAAAGCGUACUGUGCAAAUCUCGAACCUAUUCAAAAAGCAAUCGCUCGAAUCUACAGGCUCGAAGCUGUUAUUUUACUCUCGCAUUUGCAAAUCGACGACGCACAAAAGGCAUGGGCCAGCCAAAAUGACAUCGAGGACAACCUCUACGGCAUCUGUAAGGACGAAGACUUCCACCGUUUAGACCCUGGUCAGCUCAAUACCAAGCCUUGGGCACAAGCACUUCUGCAUCUACGUCGUUUCCUCUGGCAUCGUAUGGUCAGCAUGUUGACAGAGCCAGAGAACAAUGCCAGAGACGUUCCACGUGAAUUCUUCGGCAGGCUCAUCGAUACAACUUCCAAAGACUGGGGAGAUAUGCUGCCUGUUGUGGAGCGAAUGGGAUACCUGCCUCCCGAUAUGUCUUCUCAAACAGCUGUCAAUUUGUUCAUGUCUGGCCAAAGUUCGACUCCUGGAAAGCAACUCGAUAGGCUCGAAGCAUACCUAAGAGACGGGAAUACAGAGAAAGCGCUCUCGACCUGCCAACUUCUCUUACAACCUGCAUACGAAAAUGGCGAUUGGGGCCAAAUCAUCAAGUUGACCACAAUGAUGUUGGACUCCUCGCGAGAUCUGAUGUCGAUCCCAGAAAAAUGGUAUCAACUGCACAGCAUUGCCGCAAUCAGCUCAUUCCAUCUCGGCAACCAUCGUCACGCAAGCAUAAACUUCGCAAAAGCGGUACACAUCCAUCCGAGCGAUUCGGUUAUAGGAGAAGCUGAGAACUUCUUAAAUGGCGAUCCGCUCGCUCUUCUCAAAACAGGGCUCGGAUCGGUUCCCCCUUCGGGCUAUGCUCGCAUCUCUAUUGCCGUUGCGCUAUACCUUUGGCUCCGGUGCGAUGCCGAAUCUGCAAAAGUAACCCUCAAUCUACUUUCACCAUUUCUCCGUGCGACCGCGGAUACAAUCCAGGAGCUAUUCACGGACAUCCUGCAACUUCGCUCUACGAUGAGCCAGUGGCCGUUUCUGGACCUGCAAGUCAUCGAGACCGCCCGAAUGUUUGAAGAGAUUGAAAGCAUAGUGUUUUGUCGAGACGAGGGCACUGGGUGGAAGAAUCCCUUGCAGAGAAAUUGGGUUUACUUUGAGGAUUCAAUAUGGCCGCUAUAUUAUGCUUGGGAGGCGAGCAAUGGGCAGGAAGCGGGCAAGAUCCAUCUGGGGCAGGGCAAAUCAAAAUGA
Messenger RNA from Cladophialophora immunda, 4191 nucleotides. RefSeq lists its product as uncharacterized. The record is from RefSeq and is a predicted model, not a curated record. The transcript has 2 exons. The coding region runs from base 1 to 4191 and encodes 1396 amino acids. Lineage: Eukaryota; Fungi; Ascomycota; Eurotiomycetes; Chaetothyriales; Herpotrichiellaceae.